Molecule: messenger RNA, 773 nt
Organism: Protopterus annectens (West African lungfish)
Lineage: Eukaryota; Metazoa; Chordata; Ceratodontiformes; Protopteridae
Gene: CBFB
Product: core-binding factor subunit beta
Biological process (GO): regulation of transcription by RNA polymerase II
Cellular component (GO): nucleus; core-binding factor complex
Molecular function (GO): transcription coactivator activity; sequence-specific DNA binding
Source: RefSeq, a predicted model, not a curated record
GCUUCCACGUGCACUCCCUUCAAUAGUGCUGGCGAAACGCCUGCGCAGUGGCGUAGGUGAGGAGUUGUGAAUGGGGCGGUUGUCAAUCGGAGUUUUUACGAGGAAGGAAGUGAGUUCGAGUUGUGUACAGCGCGCGUGAGAAGCUGGGUAACAGAGACGGUAAAGCGCUCGUGUGUGAGGCAGGAAGGUGCAGCAUCGGAGUGGAUAACUAACGGCAUUGUAUACCAGCAGGAGAACACGAUCCUGGGAGGGAGGAGGAGGAGGACAACGGAAGGAAGAUGCCGCGGGUUGUACCUGAUCAGAGGAGCAAAUUUGAAAACGAAGAGUUCUUCAGGAAGCUAAGCCGGGAGUGCGAGAUUAAAUACACAGGCUUUAGAGAUCGACCACAUGAAGAAAGGCAAGCAAGGUUUCAAAAUGCCUGCAGAGAUGGACGAUCAGAAAUAGCUUUUGUGGCCACAGGAACCAAUCUGUCUCUGCAGUUUUUUCCGGCUAACUGGCAAGGGGAACAGCGGCAAGCUCCUACCCGGGAAUAUGUGGAUUUUGAAAGGGAGACAAACAAGGUGUUCCUAAAAGCCCCCAUGAUUCUGAAUGGAGUCUGUGUUAUCUGGAGAGGCUGGAUUGACCUACAGAGACUGGAUGGCAUGGGGUGCCUGGAGUUCGAUGAAGAGAGAGCACAGCAAGAAGACGCUAUUGCACAGCAGGCCUUAGAAGAAGCUCGCAGAAGGACCCGUGAUUUUGAAGACAGAAAUCGAUCUCACAGAGAGGAAAUGGAG